Messenger RNA from Astyanax mexicanus (Mexican tetra), 3861 nucleotides. It is a transcript of the gene tax1bp1b, whose product is annotated as Tax1 (human T-cell leukemia virus type I) binding protein 1b. The transcript is spliced from 18 exons. Bases 172 to 2679 code for a protein of 835 amino acids. The record is from RefSeq and is a predicted model, not a curated record. NCBI's taxonomy places the organism in Eukaryota, Metazoa, Chordata, Actinopteri, Characiformes, Acestrorhamphidae.
CAGCGCUGAGCAGCUGAGCAGACCGACUGAAAACACUCUCAAAACAGAUCAGCGUUUCCAGGCAGGGCGGAACUGACGCCUCUCUGCUGUGUUGACUGUCCUGAGUAAAGUGCGUCAACAGCAGCAGUGAGAAGGUUUCUGACAGCAUGAGGGUCUGCUGCUGACUGACAGAUGGCCUUAUUCCAGGAGGGGACAUUAUUAAGCAGCGCCAUGGAAACAUCUAACUUUGCCCAUGUCAUCUUCCAGAAUGUGGGGAAGAGCUAUCUCCCCCAUGCUGCUCUGGAGUGCCACUACACACUCACCCAGUUUAUUAAGCCCCACCCCAAGGACUGGGUUGGCAUAUUCAAGGUUGGCUGGAGCACAGCUCGUGACUACUACACUUUCCUGUGGUCUCCUCUACCAGAGAACUAUGCAGAGGGCACGGCAGUCAACAGAUCGGUGGUCUUUCAAGGCUACUAUGUCCCCAACGAUGAUGGCGAGUUCUACCAGUUCUGUUAUGUCACACACAAAGGAGAGAUCCGUGGGGCCAGUACCCCUUUCCAGUUCCGUGCUAACAGCCCCACUGAAGAGGAGCUGCUGGCUGUGGAGGAUGAGGGUGGAUCAGACAUCCUGGUUGUCACCACCAAGGCCAGCUACCUGGAGCAAAAGAUGGAGGAGGUCCGCCUGGAGAAAGAGGAGCUCCAGAAGAGUAUGGACCUCUUGCAGAAGGAGAAAGAUGAGCUGCAGAAGGAGAAGGACAGACUGCAGAAGGAGUAUGAGCAAGAGCAAGAGAGUAGUGCUCAGCUCCGGAGAGAAGUUCAGGAGUUGCAGCUCUCCUCUCAGAGCUUGCAGGAGGAAAGAGAAGAGGUGAAGCGGAGGAUGGAAGAAAACACAGCACGUCUGCUGCAGCUAGAAGAAGACCUUAUUGGAGUCACCCAGAAAGGUCUUCAAAAAGAGACUGAGCUGGACUGCCUUAAAGAUCGGGUGAAGAAGCUCACUGUAGAGAAAGAGGCACUGGAGUCUCAGCUGAAGAAUGAAAAGGAUGAGAAAGAACUCUACAAGAUUCAUCUGAAGAACCGAGAGCUGGAAAACACUAAGCUGAGUGCAGAGCUGCAAAUGUUGAGAUCAGUGGACGUGAAUAAGGAGAACACCAUUGCCCAGCUGAAGGAGGAACUGAAUCGAGCCAAAGCUUGUCUGACAGAGAAAGAAAAACAGCACCACCAGCUGCUGGCCAACAGCUCUCCCUCGGGAGAAAGCAAGGCUCUGCGGGAGCAGCUGAGGCAGAAAGAGGAACAACUGCAGGCCACCCAGCAGCAGGCUGCCAUGCUGUCUGCAGAGCUGCGAGACUCCUCCAGCGCGCGGGACCGGGGCAUGUCCGAGCUGUACAGGGCCAGGCUGGAGGCUGAUGCUCUCAGGCAGGGCCAGGCUGAUGCACGGGCCGAGUGUAGCCGCUUGGAGAAACAGUUGGAAGAUAUGAAGAACUCUGCAGAGAAAGAGGCUGAGUGUAAAGAGUCUGAGAUCAUGGCUGUGGCUGAACUGCAGAGGGAGGUGGAAGAUCUGAAGCUCAGACUGCAGAUGGCUGCAGAACAUUAUAAGGAGAAAUACAAGGAAUGCCAGAAACUGCAGAAACAGGUGUGCAAGCUCUCCGAGCAGCAAGGGGUUAAAAGAAGUCCAGGAUCUGAGGCAGCAGCUGGUCCUCUGUCUGCCAGCCCAGAGGCAUCUGUACCAGGAAGUCCAGGCUCAUCAGACAAUGUGUUGGAUGCCAUCAUCCACGGCAAGCUGAAAGGUGUUAAUAAGGACAUCUAUGAUAAAAGCGACAAAUACAGAAAAUGCAAACAGAUGUUGAGUGAGGAGAAGGAGCGAAAUGGCAUGCUGAUGGAUGAGCUGGCCAAACUGGAGUUGAAGUGGAAGGAGCAGGUGAAGAUAAACGAAAGCAUGAAACUGCAGCUGGCUGCUGAAGAAGAUCGUUACAAGAGUCAGGUAGCAGCCAAGGGCCGGGAGCUGAAGGAGCUGAAGGACAGUCUAGCAGCCUUAUCCAAAGAAAAGGAGCAACUGGAAGGGGUUUUUAGUUUGUGUCUUUGUUAUCAGGAGUUGCAGAGAAGUGCUAGCCGGGAGGAAGAAGAGGAUGACGGUAGUUUGGAUGUGCAGCCAGUUUUUCUGCAGUACCCUCUGCCGUAUCAGCAAGACGCCCCUUCACCUCUCCUUGUGGCUCAGCGCCCUACUGAUCUGAUGUUCGGGAACCCUUAUUCAUCUGAAAGCAGGGACAGUGCAGAUGGGGAGUUCUCUGAUGACCAGAUGCCCAGACUGCCCCCUGCAGGCCCUCCAUCCUGGGACAGUAAUGUGGUUUGCAGCCAGCCUGCACGGAACCUCAGCCGCCCAGAUGGACUGGAGGAGCCAGAGGAGCAGCCAAGCGCUCAAGCCGAUGACCAGCCCACAGUCAGCGACCCACCCACCAACUUCCUCAAUGACGGACAGAUGCCCUUCUGCUUUGACUCCAGUCAGGAGCUGCAGAAGCGCUGUCCACUAUGUGAGGUAAUCUUUCCACCUCAUUAUGACCAGUCAAAGUUCGAGGAGCAUGUGGAGAGCCACUGGAAGGUGUGCCCCAUGUGCAGUGAGCAGUUUCCUCUCGACUGUGAUCAGCAACUUUUCGAGAAGCACGUACUCACUCAUUUCGACAGCAACGCGCUCAAUUUCGACUAGACCUACCACAGAGAGGGAAAAUAAAUGCUCACCUCUACUCCAUUUAAACUCAUUGUUUUCCCGUCUCUUGCCUCAUAACCGCUGCCGUUAACUUUAAGCCGCACGUGAGCAUUCUCUUCUAGGCUGUCACUUAAAUAGCUCUUCACUAGUCUCUUUGCUAAGGCCAUUUACAGCUCAUAUUACCUUACCCAUAAGCAGUGAGAUGAGGGAAGGAGGAUACCAUCAUUGAGUUACAUGAGAGAUAAAGCAGGUUGAAUGGGGGCUGACUGAUUUUAGGGUUACUAUUUAUUUAUGGGUUACAGUGUGUCUCUGAAGGGUAUUCAGUAGAGUCACUCACGUUCAUUAUCACAGCCAGCAAGGUGGAACAAUUCAAAAACAUUUUCCACGUUGAGCCAGCCGCUAGCAGUCUCCAGGCUUUAUGAAAUGUCAGGUAUUGCCUAUUUUCCUCUGUGCUGAUCAAGCACAGUUCUGUACUGUCAGGGCAAUAUAUUAGUUUCUACACAAUGAUCCUAUAUCAUAAAAUAAUCUAUUUUAGAAUAAGCUUUUAAGAUCACAGAUGAAGUAAAAUACAGGCUUUAAUAGGCAAAUUUAAUUGUUUGAUAUGUUUCUUUUUUGUUGUUGUUUCUCUCUAUUUAAAUCAACAUGCAGAGUCGUGGUAAUCCUAUCCAUGAUUCUAAUUUAGUUGCAUGCCUAACAUCUGCUCCUGUGCACUGAAUUUAAGACCUCUCUGUCUGGUUUCCUUUGACACAAAUUAAGCCUAGCCUUGGGACUACAUUUUUAGUGCUGGUUUCCCAGACUGAGAUUAAGCCUAGUCUUGGACUACACAGCAUUCUGAGUAGAGAUUGGGAAAUCUUGGAUCACAAAAAGAUAUAAAAGUGAUUUACUGCAAGAUUGUGGGUAGCAAGUCUGACAAAACUACCACUGAUGAAUUUGUUGUUUGCUUGUAUAAGAGUGCAUAACAUCACAUUUGUUGUUUUAAGCACCACUGAGCACAGCAUUCUAUUAAUCCUAUUACUGAAUUCAUCUCUAUGCUAGGCUUAAUCUGUAUCAGUUAACCAACUUGACUGUAUUUCAUUGUUUAAGUUUAAGACAUUGUCCUCUAGACAUGUUUUUUCUUGGUAUGUAUGUGUGUGCGUGUGUCUUCUAUACCCAGUACCAAUAAAGAUUUUGUUUGGAACAAUA